GCCACGCGCCGCUUCCAGCGGGGUAAGAGGGGCGGCGGCUGCGUUUCUCAGCGUCGUCAAACCCGGCUUCUCCAGGCUCGAAUUCAGCCUCCAGCUGCAGCCGCCCGGAAAGCCCACGCCCAGCAGAGCGGCUGCUCCUGGACACAGUUCUGAGGGUGGUGGGUUUGCUCAGGGCGCCAAAGGCGUCGGGACGGAGCCAGCCUGCCGGGAGGGGACUGAAGAGGUGGCCCGAGCACCCCGCAGGACGCGGGCAGCCGUCGGGGCUUGUGAGGCAGGGGCGCUGAGCUGGACUCCUAGACUCCGAGGCUCCUGAUAGGUGACCGAAGCCUUAGCACCAGCAUCCCUUGGGGAGAUUUCUUCCGUGCGGACUUCUGAUUCUGUUUCUCAAGAUUAUCCUCUUCCUCCCAGAUAGGCCGCUCGAGCUGCAGGUGCCAGCCCCGAGCGCCGAGCUCCCGCGGUCUCUGUGGACUGCACUUGAAGGGCUGGGAUCGGAGCUGCCUUCUGUCCCCGUGGCCCCCAUGCUCCUGCCGUGGUUAACGGGGCUAGCGGCUGGAAUAGUCUUCCUGCAUUUCUUGCAGAAGCUCGUGUUCCCUUAUUUCUGGGACGACGUCUGGUACCUGCUGAAUGUGAUACGCUGUGCAAUUUGGCUGAAGAUGCGUGUGCUGAAAGGGGAGGUGUUCACUGUCCUGGAAAAAUUCCUCAGUCUUGCCGAGAAGCAGCCCCAGAAACCUUUCAUCAUCUAUGAGGGAGACAUCUACACCUAUCAGGAUGUGGACAGAAGGAGUAGCAGAGUGGCUCACGUCCUCCUGAACCAUUCCUCGCUCAAGAGGGGGGACCCCGUGGCUCUGCUGAUGAGCAACGAGCCAGACUUCGUCCACGUGUGGUUGGGCCUGGCCAAGCUGGGCUGCGUGGUGGCCUUCCUCAACUCCAACCUUCGCUCCAACUCCCUUCUGCACUGCAUCCGCAGCUGUGAGCCCAGGGCCCUCGUGGUGGGUGCAGACUUACUUGGAACGGUAGAAGAAAUCUUUCCGCAUCUCCCCGAAGGUAUCAGCGUUUGGGCAAUGAGCGAUUCUGUUCCACAAGGCGUGAUUUCACUCACAGAAAAGCUGAGCUCGGCGUCGGACAAGCCUGUGCCACGCACCCACCAUGUCGUGUCAAGCCUCAAGUCUGCUCAUCUCUAUAUCUUUACCUCUGGAAGCACAGGGCUACCCAAACCAGCCGUGAUCACUCAGCUGCAGGCUUUAAAUGGUUCUGCUGGCUUGUGGGCUUACGGUUGUACCGCUAAUGACAUCAUUUAUAUAACUCUUCCUCUGUAUCAUAGUUCCGGAGCUCUUCUGGGAAUUGGCGGAUGCAUUGAGUUAGGAGCUACCUGUGUGUUAAAGAAGAAAUUCUCAGCAAGUCAGUUUUGGAAUGACUGUAGAAAGUACAAUGUGACUGUGUUUCAGUAUAUUGGAGAACUUUGUCACUAUCUUUGCAAACAACCGAAGAGAGAAGGAGACAAGGAUCAUCAGGUGCGUUUGGCCGUUGGAAAUGGCCUACGGAGUGACGUGUGGAGGGAGUUUUUAGACCGAUUCGGAAAUAUUAAGAUCUGUGAGCUUUAUGGAGCUACUGAAGGAAACAUUUCUUUUGUAAAUAACACCGGGAAAAUCGGAUCCGUUGGGAGAACAAAUUUCUUUCACAAACUUUUACUCACUUUCGAGUUGAUAAAGUAUGAUUUUCAGAAAGAUGAACCUGUUAGAAAUGAACAGGGCUGGUGUACUCCUGUGAAAAAAGGAGAACCUGGACUUCUCAUUUCUCGAGUGAAUGAGAAGAAGCCCUUCUUUGGUUACGCGGGGAAUAAGAAGCACACAGAAAGGAAACUGCUUUAUGAUGUUUUUAAGAAGGGAGAUGUUUACUUCAACACAGGAGACUUAAUAUUCCAAGAUCAGGAGAAUUUCCUUUAUUUUUGGGACCGGAUUGGAGACACUUUCAGGUGGAAAGGAGAAAAUGUUGCAACCACAGAGGUGGCUGAUGUUAUUGGAAUGUUGGAUUUCAUACAGGAAACAAAUGUCUAUGGGGUGCCGGUGCAAGAUUAUGAAGGGAAAGCAGGAAUGGCUUCUAUUAUUUUAAAGCCAAAUAGGUCGUUAGACUUGGAGAAAGUUUAUGAACAAGUUGUGUCUUUUCUACCAGCUUAUGCCUGCCCAAGAUUUUUAAGAAUUCAGGAGAAGAUGGAAAUAACAGGGACUUUCAAACUACAGAAGUUUCGUUUGGUAGAAGAAGGAUUUAAUCCACUGAAAAUUUCUGACCCACUUUAUUUCAUGGAUAACUUGAAAAAAUCUUAUGUUCCCUUGACUAAAGAACUUUAUGAUCACAUCAUGUUAGGGGAAGUCAAACUUUAAGAUUUUUUUACUUAUUGCUUCUUAGGCCAGGAGAGAGAAGAGUGUGUGAUUCUUUAACAUGAAAUGAGGAAGAGAAUGGACAUUAAUUAACAUAUGCUGGAUUUUCUUAAUAUGCAACAGCUGUUCUUUCAGUAGGAACUUUAAUUCAAAGCAACCUUUAGUUGAUUAUUUGUUUUACCUAUUUUAGGGUUCAGUGCAUAACUAAUAUUUGCAUUAAUUGUAAAGAUUGUAAAUGAUAAAUGGUUAACAAUUUAGACACUAAAAAUGCACUUUGAAAUAUUUAAAGUUUCUAGCUUUGAAAAAUUGAUUUUUACUCACAUUAUUGAUUUUUAUGUGCUCUGUCCUAUAACUCAGUAAAAUCAUUUUCAUUAAUAUGUGUUUUGAGGGUUUUUUUUUCCCUGAUGUUUUUAAUUGUAAACUUCCAGAAGAGGAAGCUGACUGGCCACAUAUAUGCACUCCUCUCAACCUUAUCUUGAACUCACAUUCAGAUGAUAAAACAUAGAAGUAUGAGACAGCAAACAAGAAAACUGGGAAGCUUGAAACAUUUAGGAACUUUUUGAAAAUACAUGAAUGGGAUCAACUUGCUAAAAUCCAACAGAGAUCUAGAAACCACUAACGAUACAGAGAAACAGUGGACUAGAAUCGAAUGUAGGUAUUAACCCCAAGAUCGGAGGCAGAAAAGGCUUUGCAUGUGAGCAGUCUUGUGAGUUGUUAACUGAGAAAUGUAUGGCAGGCAGUAUAAUACAUGACCUUGGACUUCUUUCCAUCUGGAAGCACCAGGCUCCAAGGUUUGCUUCAAGCUAGAACCGCGUGAAUGACUCUCAGCAAAGUGAGCUUUCUCCCACAGGAGGGGCUCGUGGACCUGGCCUGGGACAAGGAGCAGAGCGCGGCAGGAAGCUUCCUGCACAACCAGAAGGAAAACUGGCUUUUCCUCAGGUUGCCUCUCCUGCUAAAAGGCUUAUUUUGGUUGGAAGAGAAUUUUCAGAUCCUGUAGUUCCUUUUCGUCAUUGUUUGGGGGAAAAAAUGGUUAUGAAGUUGAAAUCUGUUUUAAAUGUAAAGGUUAACCGUAAGUAACAUAGAAAUAAGAGGUCAAACUUUAGAAUAAGAAGAGAUAAUAUAAUCAAUUUUGCAAAGCUCAAGAGAAAAAAAUUGUUAAAGUAGUAAAUAAGUGUAUUCUCCUACUGUCUAAGUAAGAAUGGAUAAAUGAUAAAAGUUCUUUGUUAAAAAAACUAUUAAAUGAAUGAAUAAAUCAGCAUGUAAUUAUUA
Messenger RNA from Suricata suricatta (meerkat), 3644 nucleotides. RefSeq names its product solute carrier family 27 member 6 (gene SLC27A6). The coding region runs from base 519 to 2378 and encodes 619 amino acids. NCBI's taxonomy places the organism in Eukaryota, Metazoa, Chordata, Mammalia, Carnivora, Herpestidae. The transcript has 10 exons. Gene Ontology annotation, molecular function: long-chain fatty acid-CoA ligase activity; long-chain fatty acid transmembrane transporter activity. The record is from RefSeq and is a predicted model, not a curated record.